This is a messenger RNA of Musa acuminata subsp. malaccensis (wild Malaysian banana), 1549 nucleotides long. Its product is annotated as protein LATERAL ROOT PRIMORDIUM 1. Gene Ontology annotation, molecular function: DNA-binding transcription factor activity; DNA binding. The record is from RefSeq and is a predicted model, not a curated record. Gene Ontology annotation, cellular component: nucleus. Gene Ontology annotation, biological process: positive regulation of DNA-templated transcription. Lineage: Eukaryota; Viridiplantae; Streptophyta; Magnoliopsida; Zingiberales; Musaceae.
CUGAAGAAACAGUAGACAGAAUUGAGAUAGGUAAUAAUGGAAAGAUAUCGUCAGUCGUAGGCGUAGGGAGAGACAGAGGGAGGUCUGAGAAUAGGAGAGAGAGGAGCGGAGAGAGAGUAUAAGUGGUGGGAGGAGUCCUUCUGGAUAUAAGAGCAGGCGGGGUGGCUUCUGGAAGGCGAUUCCUUUCCGACACUGGCGCCUUCGCGGACUGGGUGGCGUCCUCGGCCGCCACCGGCAGAGGCGACGACCUCUGCCUCGGCUUCGGUGCCGGCGGUGGCGGAGGAGGAGGUGGUGGAGCCAGCGGAGCCGCCGGUGUAGUAUGGGCUGGCUCCAGCUCAUCGUCCGCCGCUGCCGCUGGCGGCGGGAGACAGGCUAGCGGUUAUGGUGUACCUGCCGACAUGGGCAUGGUUCUGCUGGCCUCCGCCGCCUCCUUCAACCAGCAGCAUCACCACGCGUCCUUACUCUCGUCGUCGGCUGCGGAUCAGCACCCGAUCAUCCCCCUCCUCGCCGCCGCGCCGUGCCUCGUCGACGAUGAGAACGUUGCUCGGUCUAAGCACGGGGGAAUCCAGCUCUGGCAAUCGGCCCUGCCCCAUCCGCCCCACCACCACAAUUACCUGCCGCACACACAUGGCGCUAACCCUAACCCUAACCUUAACCCUAAUCCCACCCUCUCGGAUUACCUCGGGAAGUCCAUGCUCACCAUGCUCGACGCCGGCGGAAUUCUUACUGGUGGGGGCGCGGCGGUGGGCGGGAGUUCUGCGACGUGCCAGGACUGCGGCAACCAGGCAAAGAAGGAUUGCAGCCACCGCCGGUGCCGGACGUGCUGCAAAAGCCGCGGGUUCGAGUGCUCGACCCACAUCAAGAGCACCUGGGUCCCCGCCGCCCGUCGCCGCGAGCGCCUGCGCACCGCCCUUGCCUCUGGCUCCUCAGCCUCCACUUCCAAAAAGCCCCGCCUUGUGGCUUCUCUGCCGGCGACCGCGUCCCACACCUUCACCUCCAACGACAACCCACCCGGUAGCUGCGACGCCACCUCCGGCCACGAAGCUUCAGACGCCAGCAUCAGGGAGAGCCUUCCGGGGCAGGUUCGAGCGCAGGCAGUGUUCAGGUGCGUUCGGGUGACGUCCAUUCACGACAGCAAGGACCAGUACGCCUACCACGCCGUGGUCAAGAUCGGCGGACGCGUCUUCAAGGGUUUACUCUACGGUCAAGGCGUCCACGACGGUGGCGGCCAUGGCGACGAGGCCAAGGACCACAUUCCAGACAUCUCGGAGCUGCACCUCGGGAGCCAAAACGGUGGCGGUUCAUCGUCAUCGCCUCUGCUUCAGUCCGGCGUCUUCGGAGGCAGUGCUGGAUUGAUUGGAGGCGCCAACUACGGUAACCAAAUAAGCUGAACUCUCCUUCAGUCUUCACACCGCAACCAAUCCCUCCCCGACCUUUACAUUCUAUCGUUUAUCGUCUAUCUAUUGUUGUGUGAGAUCUCAAUUGUCGUGGUCAUAUGCGUCAUCUCAAUCGACUAUUUCUCUUUCUAAUAAUUACUAUACCUGCUAAA